Aspergillus ochraceoroseus IBT 24754 is the source of this 1886-nucleotide messenger RNA. Its product is annotated as MFS transporter. The transcript has 5 exons. The record is from RefSeq and is a predicted model, not a curated record. Gene Ontology annotation, cellular component: membrane. The coding region runs from base 93 to 1622 and encodes 509 amino acids. Gene Ontology annotation, biological process: transmembrane transport. Lineage: Eukaryota; Fungi; Ascomycota; Eurotiomycetes; Eurotiales; Aspergillaceae. Gene Ontology annotation, molecular function: transmembrane transporter activity.
CCUUGCAAUCCUAAAUGUAACCCGCGGGAGCAGGGCUCUUCACCACAAAAUUCCCUGGUCAGGCGAACAAAUUAUCAGUACAUGUCUGCACAAUGACAGACCCAACUCAUGAACUUCGCACUCAAGAUGAAAACACACCGCUGUUGAGCUCUGGAGAUACCCCUCCGGCUUCUAUAUUAGGGCCCAAAAAACCUGGGAAGCUGCGGGUGCUGGUCAUCACUUCGAUCCUAGUGCUAGCGGUCGAUUUUGGCUUAUAUUUGACAAUCGUACCACAGACAGAUAUUUUCGAAAACAUUAUAUGCCGUAAUUACCUGGCUAAUACCAAUCAGCCCACCCCUGCGGUUCCUCCUGUGAAUCUGUGCAAGUCCGAGCCGGUCCAGAGCGAACUAGCGUUGGUUAAUGGAUGGAAGGAGACUUUCGAUGUGCUACCUGGGAUUGUUUUGUCAGUUCCCUACGGGAUUUUGGCAGACAAAUGGGGCCGUAAGCCCGUUAUUACUCUUGGAAUGCUAGGCAUUAUCCUGGGGGAAUGCUGGGUUAGAAUAAUUUGUUUGUACUCGAAUAUCCUCCCACUGCGCUUAGUAUGGGUUUCGGGAGUAUGGAGAAUCGUCGGCGGAGGAGAUCUAACCCUCACCUCUAUCGCCCUCGCAAUGGUCGCAGAUUUGUUCUCGGGGGAUGAAAUGGCAACCGCCUUAUUUCGGCUAAACAGCGUAGCGAUUCUCGCCGAGAUUCUGGCCACGCCGGUCAGCGCAUCGUUGAUGAGAUAUAAUGCAUGGCUGCCAUUCAUGCUGGGACUGGGAAUCUCCAUUCUUGGCUCGUUUGCCGUCGUUUUUCUGCCAGAAAGUCUCGCUGAUGCACAAGCAAAUACCUGCUCUUCAGCCAUCCUUGGUGAAGAAGAGGAGGGCUCCGAGCUGGUCUCUGCGAAACGCGACAUGCCAAAAUAUCUAAAAAGCAAAGUUCGUGCAGUCCGGGACUCGAGCCGCUUUCUUUUCAAUCCUCCGGGGAUGAUAAGCCCUCUCUUUGCGCUAUUCAUCACAUCUCUGGGUAAACAAUCUACCACUCUGCUUCUCCAGUACAGCUCGAUGAAAUUUGAUUGGAGCCUUGCCAGCUCUAGCUUCCUGGUGUCGUUGCGAGGCGCCGUCACGAUGGCAAGCUUUUUGUUUCUUAUGCCAGGAUUGUCUUCGUGGAUUACGCAUUAUCUUCACCUCCAUGGAAAGUGGAAAGACCUAUGGUUAUCCCAAGGGACCAGUCUCAUCUCGGGCAUUGGCUUUUUCAUUGUAGCAAUCACCACAUCCCCGGUUAUUCUCGUCAUCGGGAUGAUCUUUCUUUCAUUUGGCGCAGGUUUUCCGGUAACGUGUCGCAGCUUUGUCACAUCCCUUGUGCCGCCAGAUCACGUCGGAAGGCUGUAUUCAGCUAUUACAGCGGCAAUGUCCGUUGGAGUAGUAGCCUCCGGUCCAUUUCUGGCAUACGCAUUCAGUCUUGGCCUGCGCCUGGGUAGUUUAUGGAUUGGACUGCCUUUCCUGCUGGCAUCUGUUGCAUAUUUUCUCGGUUAUAUUGCUCUUAGCCGUCUCCAGAUUCCUUGGGGGGCUCAUCCAGCAGAAGAGCAAGAACCGCUUGUGCCCUGACAUGAUUCAUUGUUUCAUGAGCAGCAAGUGUAUGAAUGACCAAAAAUACCUUCUUGAUAGCUCUUAUUCGCUUGACAGCCUGUGGAAUUUUGAAUCCUGUCGAUAGCAGAAGGAAGCUCCCUUUCCUUCUAGUCCAGGUCUCAUUAACCCUCCAAAUUGCAUAAACUUGCAUUAAAACACCUGUACAAAUAUAUACGUAGGGUUUUGAGUGCGUCUUUCGACUUCGGGUUGACCCAUGUCAUGCUAUUAUUGCCAUGACCUCGG